This is a messenger RNA of Moneuplotes crassus, 2560 nucleotides long. NCBI's taxonomy places the organism in Eukaryota, Ciliophora, Spirotrichea, Euplotida, Euplotidae. The record is from the annotation of a GenBank genome assembly.
AUGAAUAACAAGAGCGGUAUUGAAGGGUUAGAAGAAUCGAUACUUAUGGAAAACACAUUUAGUAGCAUGCUUGAUGAUAUUGAAAGAAUUGACACUGAUCUUAAAGAACAUCUUGGAAAAUACUCUCUCGAGGAAUAUGCCAUUGACCUUCUUAAAGACCCAAGCGGAGGGAAAGAAUUCAAUGCUCUCCAACAUAUUAUCAAUACUACUUUGGAAAAAGUGUCUGACAAGAUCAUUAGGAGGUUUAAAGACAAGUUUAUCCGGUCUACUAAUAGCGAGGGUAGUGAAAGAAAUAGCAGACAAGGAGUCACUGAUUCAAGAAUUUUAAAAUCUAACAACUCGAAAUCAUUGAAUAUUUCAUCCCAAAGUAUUGGGAAUAAAACUAAUUUAAAAUCAAGUCAAAAUUUAAAUGCUACGUUGAAACCUCGAAGAAAGCAGAUCUCCAAGAAUUCUUUUGAGAAUAUGGACAUGCUAAGGGAUAAUUCAGAAUCAUUAAAAUCUAACUCAAAAGAAAGAUCAACAGCUGUAAAGUUUAACCAGGAAAGUCAAGAUAUCUCUAUUAAAAGGAUGUCACGAGAAAGUCUUCAUGAACAGAAGAAGUCUACUGAGGAGAAGAAAUCCUCUGAACAAAAUAAAUCGUCAGAGCAGAAGAAAUCAUCAGAGCAGAAGAAAUUAAAAGAGAAGUUGGGGGUUAAAAAUAAAAAGACCAGGCCAAAGACAGUUAAAAGAACCAGGAAGUUCAAAUCAAAGCAGGCAAAGUCUUAUGCUGUCAGCCCUAUCAACUCUAAAAUAAAAUUGGAACAAUCCACUGAACAGAAGUAUAUAAAGUCUUCUGAGAGGGUUGAAGAGGAAGUCAGAGAAACUGAAUCUGAAAUUGAAUACCAAGUGACGAGUCCUCAGAUUCAGAUUAAUAUUAGUAAAAAGUCUCAAAGGCAGGUUAAAGAUUCUUCAGAGUCCCAAGUUGAAACAAAUAAUAAAGAAGAUGAAACUCCUGAUGAUAAAAAUUUUGAAUCAAGGAAUUUUGAAUUUCAAAACAAAGCUAUCAAAGAAUCGAGGAAAAAUAACCUCCUGGAUAAAUCUAUUGUUGGGGAAAGCUUCAGUAAACAAAUUCAGUUAUUUAAAAAGGGUUCAAAGGACUCUUUUACUACUGUAAAACUUAACUCACAAGAAGAGGGAAUCAAACAUGAAGGUUUUGAAGGAUUGCCCAUACAAGAAGUCUCAUUCCAAGAUGAGAGUCAACUAGAUUAUGAAGAAUAUCAACGAAGGCCAAGCAUCUCUCCUAGCAAUAUUGAAAGGGUCAAAAGAGUCAGGUCUCAUAGGAAAGAACUUGAAAAAGGCAUUGUUGGGAUAAGAAACGACCUUAGAAAGGUGGAAGAAGAUAUCUAUAUGCAUCUCAGAAAGCAUUCUCAAGAAAUAGAUGAGCUAAAAUAGCGACUUUGACGAACUAAAAAUCGAAGUCAAAGACAAUGUCAUUGUUCUUCGAGAAGAGAUGCAUAACACCUUUACUCAGUUUAAGGCACAUGUAAAUAAUGUGCUUAUUGAGUAUAAGGAAUCUAUUUUGAUCAUCCAGUCUCAUGUUGACAAUCAAUUACUGAUAAAUAAAAGAAACCGAACUGACAUGAACAUAAUUUUGAGUACCAUUCUUGACAAAGCAUCCUAUCAUGAUAAAGUAAGCAAGAACUUUCAUUUCGCGAUGGGAGACAUGAAGGAAGUGCUAAAUAAUCUCAUUGAGUCUAUAAAUAUCAACUAUCAUCUGCUAAAACAAGAUGAAAAAGAUCGGGAAUCUAUCUAUCUGAUGGGGCUAAAUCAGAAUGCCCAGCAAAUAGGGUAUAAUAAAAAGAGUGAGAUCACUCCUAUUACUUUGAAUAAGAACUGACUCAGCUGCAGUGGGCAAGUGACAGAAACUCUUAAGGCAUUCAAAGCAGCUUGCUUGUCAUAUUCUCCAUCUAAUGUUCUUUAUAAAGGGAUGAACCUCUCAAGAUUAAACUUAUUAGACUGAGUGAAGUUAUCAGUAGAUACAUUAAAGAAAAAGGUAGGAGACACUAAAUUCUUGGUUUCAGAACUUCCUGACAAAAGCAUUGAUAAUGCAAUGAGAAGUAUUUCAAAGCCAAAAUUCGAGACAGCGGAAGGGAGUGAUAACAAGGAGGCGAUUCCAUGGCCGAAGAUAGAAGGCUCCCUUCCAAUUCAGAGUCCUACAUCAGUGUCUCCAAAAGAUAUAGUUCGUGAAAGAUCUAAGUCUGUUUACAGUCCUAUGAUAGUGGAAUAUAAAAGAAGAAACUCUCAAUUGCCAAAUAAAAAGAUAGAAAUUAAGAAGAGAAGAAGUAUAAAGCUGGAACCAGCAAGUAAAAAGGAGUGGAUCAAGAGGCUAAAAUCUCCUCGGGAUAAAAACCCACAAACAAUAGUGUUGAAGGAUGAGAAUUCUGAAUCAGAAGAGACCCAAAAACAGGAUACCCUGAGAGAGCUCCCCGAUUUGAAGACAGGUAGUAAACGACCAGAUACAAAGGAAAGAUCUUCAAGGAAGUUAGAGUAUAUUGACCAAGCCAGGAAUAAAAAGAUUUAA